CGGGAACACAGGCUGACCGCCCUCCCCGAAUUUCGUGUACGACGACGCCACCAUGUCGAAUUCUGACGGGUCUCCUCUGCCAGAUGUGCGUCGUGUAGUGACAGGUCAUAACGAUGCGGGCAUUGCGAUCGUCCGCUCUGAAGACACUGUUUCUCGCAAAGAGUCUAGCUUCCCUGGCGUGAGCGGCAACCAGCUCUGGCUCACGGACAAGGUGCCCACGGGCGAUAACAACGGCGACGUGGACGGGAUAACGAGGACUGCCGACGGAGACUUGGGGUUGUGCGUGCGUAACGGAAUUAUGUUGCGGUACACCGAUCUAGCUCCGGGUGCGAGAGCGCCAAUGCAUAGGACGUCGUCGCUCGACUACAAUAUCCUCGUCCAGGGCAAAAUCAUCCUGGAGAUGGAAGACGGGAGUGAGACGCUCUUUGAGACUCCGGGCGAUAUCGUGAUUCAGCGGGGCACCAUACACGCGUGGAAGAACCCGGGUCCGGGAUGGACGCGGUGGGUGACUGUGCUUGUAGAUGCGAAGCCUGCUGUGGUUGGGGACAAAGCACUAGGUGCAGAAGUCCGUGCGUGAGUUACCUAAGGAUGAGCGAGGAACUAGACCCUACUAAGCGAUCGAGCGAAGAAACCUUCAAGGCUUUCAAUGUGCGGGGAGCCGUAGGAGCCGGGAAAGGAGUGACAGGCACAGUGUAUAUUUGGAUCGUAACAACAAAUUUCC
This is a messenger RNA of Fomitopsis serialis, 721 nucleotides long. RefSeq lists its product as uncharacterized. The coding region runs from base 53 to 577 and encodes 174 amino acids. The transcript is spliced from 6 exons. Lineage: Eukaryota; Fungi; Basidiomycota; Agaricomycetes; Polyporales; Fomitopsidaceae. The record is from RefSeq and is a predicted model, not a curated record.